UCCGACUAUUCCUUUUUGUUUACAGCGGUCAAGUUGUUGAACGAGUUAAAAGGCACAAUGUCGGUUAUUGAAAAUGUACCGGUGAAUACAUUUCGGAAUUAUUUAAAUAUUUUAAAUGAUUCCUCUUCUAAAGACGAACUUAAGCUGAAAGCUACUCAAGAGCUAAGUGAACACUUUGAAAUGAUAAUGCAAAGUCCGGCAUAUCCGUCGUUCUUAGAUAAUUCUUUAAAAAUAUUUAUGCGGAUACUUCAGGAUGGCGAACCUCAGUUCAUUCAAGAAAAUACAAUGCAACACAUACGUAAACUGAUUUUAGAGAUGAUUCAUCGAUUGCCUAUAACAGAAAGCUUAAGGCAACAUGUAAAGACAAUAAUAACAAUGAUGCUUAAAAUACUUAAAACUGACAACGAAGAAAAUGUUCUUGUAUGUCUUCGCAUUAUAAUUGAACUGCAUAAGCAUUUUCGUCCAUCAUUUAAUUCUGAAAUUCAACUAUUUUUGGGAUUUGUUAAGGAAAUCUAUACAAAUCUUCCUAACCAUCUUACAUCUAUAUUUGAAACAUCGAAUGAUGUUUGGGUUACCGAUUUAAAGGACUUAAAUUUGGAAGUACUUUUAUCCGAAUCAUAUUCUGUUAGAACUAUCCAUGUCGAAAAGGCACUUGAUUCAAAUUCUCAACAACAAAUUUAUAAUCUCCUUCCUCGUGGAAUAUUAUCUUUGAAAGUUUUACAAGAGCUCCCAAUAAUAGUAGUACUAAUGUACCAAAUAUAUAAAAACGCAGUACAUCAAGAAGUUUCUGAAUUCAUUCCUCUUAUAUUGACUACUAUUAAUUUGCAACCAACAGUAACACGAAGAAAUUCUCCUCAGAAAGAAAUAUAUGUCGAAUUCAUGGGUGCACAAAUUAAAACUCUGUCAUUUUUGGCGUACAUUGUCCGAAUAUUUCAGGAAGUGGUAAUAGCUAGUUCAUUAUCUGUAACCAGCGGAAUGCUCAACCUUAUGAAAAAUUGUCCCAAGGAAGCCGCUCAUCUCAGAAAAGAACUUUUAAUUGCUGCCCGUCAUAUAUUUGCUACAGAUUUACGUCAAAAAUUUAUUCCAUCAAUCGAACAAUUGUUUGAUGAGGAUUUGCUUAUUGGAAAAGGAGUUACAUUGGAUUCUAUUCGGCCAUUGGCGUAUUCAACUUUAGCUGACCUAGCUCACCACGUUCGCCAAAGCCUAAAUAUAGACGUUUUAAUAAAGGCAGUGAAUCUCUUUUCAAAAAAUGUUCAUGAUGAAUCACUUGCUGUGGGAAUACAAACUAUGUCAUGCAAGCUUUUGUUAAAUCUAGUUGAUUGUUUACGUCAUCACAGUGAAACAGAACCACAAAGAUCAAAAGCUCUACUCUCAAAACUGUUAAAAGUGUUUGUAAAAAAAUUUGAAACUAUAGCUAAAAUUCAGCUUCCAUUAAUAAUUCAAAAGUGCAAAGGGCACGCAUUUUCUGGAGCAUUGGUAAAUUCAUCUGGCAACGCUUCCUUAUCACACAUUAACGCGCCAGAUCUAAAAGACGACAUAUCCAACAUCCAAGUAUCUGCAUCUGGAUCACAAUGGAUAUAUUCCGUCAAUGUCGCUGAAUUUCGAAGCUUAGUAAAAACCCUUGUUGGUGGAGUAAAAACAAUAACUUGGGGUUUUUUUAACUCAAAGUUUCAGCUAACUGAUACCAAACUGGCCAACCAUGAAAAAAUUUUUGGACCUGAAAUCGUAUGUUCUUACAUCGACUUGGUUUACUAUGCGAUGGAGGCUCUAGAUAUAUACACUAUAAACGUUAAUCCAAAUCAACAGAGAACGUCUGGGUUGAUUUCCAGAAGUAAAGAAGAAAAAGAAGUCUUGGAGCAUUUUAGUGGCAUAUUUUUAAUGAUGCACUCCCAAAACUUUCAAGAAAUAUUUUCUACUACGAUUAAUUUUUUGGUGGAAAGGAUCUACAAAAAUCAGUCCUUACAAGUGAUAGCGAACUCCUUUUUAGCAAAUCCUACUACUUCACCUCUGUUUGCCACUGUUCUAGUGGAAUAUCUUUUGAACAAAAUGGAAGAAAUGGGAUCAAACUUGGAACGCUCCAACUUGUAUCUACGAUUAUUCAAGUUGGUAUUCGGCAGCGUAAGUCUUUUUCCAGUCGAAAAUGAACAGAUGUUGCGUCCACAUCUUCAUAAAAUAGUCAAUAGAUCCAUGGAAUUGGCUUUGAUAUCGGAGGAGCCGUAUAACUAUUUUUUACUUCUGAGGGCAUUGUUUAGAUCGAUUGGAGGAGGAAGCCAUGACCUAUUAUACCAAGAGUUUCUGCCACUUUUACCAAACUUAUUAGAAGGAUUAAAUCGCCUACAGAGUGGAUUUCAUAAGCAGCACAUGCGAGAUCUUUUCGUGGAACUUUGCCUUACAGUUCCGGUCCGCUUGUCAUCUUUACUGCCCUAUUUACCAAUGUUGAUGGACCCAUUAGUUUCUGCGUUAAACGGAUCUCCAACAUUAAUAAGUCAGGGCCUGCGAACCUUAGAGCUUUGCGUUGACAAUUUGCAGCCAGACUUUUUAUAUGAUCAUAUACAACCAGUAAGAGCUGCUUUAAUGCAAGCAUUGUGGAAAACUUUAAGAAAUCAGGAUAACGCCGCUUUGGUUGCCUUUCGCGUUCUAGGAAAAUUUGGUGGCGGCAAUCGAAAAAUGAUGGUGGAGCCACAAGCUUUGUCGUAUAUUAUAAACGACAAGCCCACCAUUUCCAUUGUAACUUAUUUUCAGGAAUACGAAACACCAAUAGAUUUUCCUGUUGAUGAAGCGAUUAAGUCCGCCUUUAGAGCAUUGGGAUCAAAUUCUACUGACCAGUUUUAUAGGAGGCAAAGCUGGGAAGUAAUCAGGUGCUUCUUAGCUGCUUUUAUUAGUUUGGAUGAUGAAAAACAUAUGCUGCUGAAACUUUUUACACAUGUAGAUUUUGUUGAAAAUAAAAUUAUGAAUUGGUCUACGUUUCAACAUAAAGCCGGGAACGAAACUGUACGAGAAACUCAUCAGACAGCCCUCAUAGGUAUGUUGGUUGCAUCAGCAACAAAGGACUUGCGUGAUUCAGUGUGCCCAGUAAUGGCCGCUGUUGUGAGGCAUUAUACUAUGGUAGCUAUUGCACAGCAGGCCGGACCUUUUCCACAAAAAGGCUACCAAGCCACUCAUGGAAUUGACCCCAUGAUAUUAAUAGAUGCUUUAGCCUCUUGCAUGGGUCAUGAAGAAAAGGAGUUAUGCAAACCCGGAAUAGCUUGUAUGGGUAUUAUACUUGACACUGCAACAAAUAUUAUGGGUAAUAAAGACAGAGCGUGUAAAUUGCCCAUAAUACAGUAUCUAGCAGAAAAAAUGGUAUCCUUAUGCUAUGAUCGGCCAUGGUACUCAAAAGUAGGCGGUUGCCAAGCAAUUCAAUUUUUAUGCAAACAUAUGUCUUUGCGAGCCCUUUUUCAAAAUCUCUUUAAUUUUUUAAAAGCUUUCAUGUUUGUAUUAAUGGACCUAGAGGGAGACGUUUCUAAUGGGGCUAUUGAAAUAACAAAAAGUUAUAUGAAAAGCAUGUUGGAAAUUUGUUUAACGCCAAUAAAUGAAUGUUAUAAGAAUAUAGAUCUAAAGGACUUACAAGCCAAAGCCACUUAUGAAGUUAUUCACGAAUUAGUGCGGCACAUCACAAGCCCUAAUACCAUUGUUAGAGAAGAAUCUAUGGUACUACUUAAACAUAUUGGUACAAUACAAUCCAAAACCGUUUCUGAAGUUAUGGAUCCUCAUAAAGACGUUCUCGCUGACAUUAUACCGCCAAAGAAGCAUUUAUUGAGACAUCAACCCGCAAAUGCGCAAAUCGGACUUAUGGAUGGCAAUACAUUCUGCACAACUUUGGAGCCAAGACUUUUUACAAUUGAUUUGACGAAUACCUACCACAAAUUAUUUUUUCACGAGUUACUUACACUAAGUGAAGCCGAAGAUGCCACUUUAGCAAAGUUGGACUGUUACAAAAACGUUCCGAAUCUUAUACCACUUAGGACUAGUGCGUUGCGAGCUUUAGCAGCAUGCCACUAUAUAAGUGAUAUCGGAUACAAAGAAAAAAUAAUAAAUAUAAUUUUUAAAGUAAUGGAAAGUGAUAAAUCAGAACUUCAGACAACUGCGUUUCAUUGCAUGAAGCAUUUUAUAACUGGAGUUACUCUGGAAAAAGAAAAGGUACAAUCUGCAAUGCGCCCACUGCUAUUAAAAUUGGGCGACCACAGAAAUUUAUCGAUACCAGCAAUAAAACGCUUAUCUUACUUUACUCAGAUCUUUCCUCAAAUGUUCAAUGAGAAGUUAAGUGAGCAAAUUUUGCAACAUUGCUCUAAAAUUAUGGAAAUAUUUGUUAGUGAAUACAAAUCCACAAGUCCAAACGUUAAUUUUUUUGCAUCAUCGAAAGGUGGAGAAUAUGAACAGAAAAUUGUCAUACUAAUCGAAAUGUUUUUCUAUAUAUCAGCAUCAGUAAAAUACAUUGAAAAGCUGUGCCAACUUGUUUUAAAAACGGAAAAAAACUUAAUGAUUGAGGCAUCGAGUCCAUAUCGAGAAGCCCUAAUUAAGUUUCUUCAACGAUUUCCAACAGAAACUGUGGAUUUAUUUUUAACGGAAUCUCUUAUGAUAGAUCCGCAAUGGAAUCGUCUUUUUAUAUACUUGUUGAAACACGAAACGGGAGUAUCAUUUCGAGCAGUUAUUAAAAGUAGUCGGUAUAAUAAUUUAAUACAUUAUUUAAAUACACACACAGAAUUUCCAGAAGCACUCAAAUAUGAAAUUCAGCACCAAGCCGUUUUAAUAAUUUUUACAUUAAUGGAAUCAGACGAUCAAUGGAUACCAACACGACAAGAUAUUGUUGACGCCCUUAAAAAUUGUUGGCAGAAUUAUUUAAGUACAUUAAGCUCUGAAGACGUUCUGUGUGACUUAUGGCAUUUGAUUGGAAAAAUACUUUUGCAUUAUUUUUCUAACAAUACAAAUGACAUUGAACUGCUGUUUCAAUUAUUACGUGCUUUAUGCUUCCGAUUUAUACCGGAUGUCUAUUUCCUGCGGGACUUCUUGCAACACACAGUAGCACAAAGUUUUACGGUUAACUGGAAACGAAACGCAUUCUUUUACUUUGUUGAAAACUUUAAUAACAGCUUUCUUUCAGAAGAGCUAAAGGCAAAAAUAAUAACAGCAGUCAUAAUACCCUGUUUUGCUGUAAGUUUCGAUAAAGGUGAAGGAAAUAAACUAAUUGGGGCUCCUCCGACCCCGUAUCAAGAAGAUGAAAAAAAUAUUGUGUCCGUUUUUAUUAAUAAAGUGUUUGACCCAGAUAAACAGUAUGAUGAUGCAGUAAGAAUUGCUCUAUUACAACUAGCAUGCUUAUUGGUAGAACGUGCAUCUCAGCACAUACAUGACGGAGAUGCUAAUAAUAAGCGCCAAGGCAAUAAGCUUAGACGACUCAUGACCUUUGCCUGGCCCUGUUUGCUGAGUAAAAGUUCAGUGGAUCCUACUGCACGAUACCACGGUCACUUAUUACUUUCGCAUAUAAUCGCAAGAUUGGCCAUUCACAAGAAAAUAGUUUUACAAGUAUUUCAUUCCUUGUUGAAAGGACACGCAUUAGAGGCCAGAUCUAUUGUUAAACAGGCACUUGAUGUUCUAACGCCAGCUAUGCCGUUGCGAAUGGAGGAUGGAAAUACUAUGCUAACACACUGGACAAAAAAAAUUAUAGUUGAAGAAGGUCACGCUAUGCAGCAGUUAUUUCAUAUUUUGCAGCUCAUUAUUCGUCAUUAUAAAGUGUAUUUUCCGGUUCGACAUCAACUAGUGCAACACUUGAUUAACUAUAUGCAGCGCCUUGGGUUUCCUCCUACUGCAUCUAUUGAACAUAAAAAACUUGCUGUGGACUUAGCAGAAGUUAUUAUAAAAUGGGAACUUCAUCGUAUUAAGGAUGAUCGUGAAACUAAAACAGAUGGAACCGAAGAGGAGUUAAUACAGGAAAGCUCAGUAAAACGAUCAGGGAUCGAUUUAGUAGAAACUCGAAAAAAGUCAUUCGAUAUUAUAAGAGAAACAACAGUCCAAGGAGUGGGAUCACAUACCAAGCCUGAUGACAUACUGCGAUCAAUAGAUAAAUCCUAUUGUGAUACGGUUUUAAAUUUCUUGAUACGUUUAGCAUGUCAGGUUAAUGACCCGCAAGCCCCAAUACUUUCGCCAGGAGAAAGUUUGUCUCGAAGGUGCGUUAUGCUAUUAAAAAUGGCGAUGCGUCCCGAGAUCUGGCCUCAACCAUUUGAUAUUAAGCUUAAUUGGCUUGAUAAAGUUCUUGCUACAGUGGAAACCCCUCAUCACAACUUAAACAACAUAUGUACUGGAAUAGAUUUUUUAACAUUUUUAACUACUAUACUAAGUCCAGAUCAGUUGGUGUCAAUUAUACGACCGGUUCAACGAGGCCUGUCCUUGUGUAUAAUUCAUCAAAAUACACGAAUUGUGCGGUUAAUGCAUAUGUUUUUGACGCGAAUAAUGGCAAUUUUUCCACCUGACACCCAACACAAGCAUGAAGAUCUUGAUUUGUUAUAUACCGCUGUUAGUAAAAUGAUCGCUGAAAACCUAACAAGUUACGAAAAGAGUCCACAACCGAAUGCUUCUUCGCUUUUUGGUACCUUAAUGAUUUUGAAAGCGUGCACUACUAAUAAUGCAAGUUAUAUUGAUCGAAUUUUAGUCCAGUUUAUAAGGGUUCUGAAUCAUCUUACAAGGGAUCAUAUUAACACCAUUGGUGGUAACACUGUUAUUAGCCAAUCUCCUGAUUCAAAUGCUUUACCUUUAGAACUCUUAGUUCUCUCUUUGGAAUUAAUCAAGAAUAGGAUCUUUGUAAUGAGUGUGGAAAUCAGAAAACUUUUCAUAGGCACCAUUUUGGUUAGUCUUAUAGAAAAGAGCACGGAGGUAAAAAUUAUAAAAUGUAUAAUUAAAAUGCUGGAUGAAUGGAUUAAAACGAAAGAGCCAAAUGUUAUGACACAAGUUCCUUCUAUUCGCGAAAAGUCGGCCUUGCUGGUAAAGUUAAUGCAAAACGUUGAAAAGAAAUUUACUGAUGAAAUAGAGCUUAAUAUACAAUUCUUGGAAAUCAUAAAUUUUAUAUAUAGAGAUGAAAUUCUUAAACAAACUGAGUUAACAAACAAACUAGAGGGAGCUUUUUUAAACGGAUUACGUUUUCAAAAUCCAAACGUACGCUCGAAAUUUUUUGAGAUUUUAGACUCAUCAAUGCGGCGUAGACUUCACGAUCGAUUGUUAUAUAUAAUUUGUUCCCAAGCUUGGGACACAAUUGGUUCCCAUUAUUGGAUAAAACAAUGCAUUGAAUUGCUUAUUUUAACAGCCAAUACAAUGAUGCAAAUUCAAUGUUCAAAUGAACAAUUUAAAAUACCCAGCAUUACUUCAGUCAUUCCAGUGAAUUCAUCAGAAACACAGGAAAAUUCCUUUGUAUCCUUCUUAUCCUCUCAUUCCGAAUCUUUUGACAUUAUACAAACUGUUGAUGAUAAAGACGACGUGUAUGAUAUCGAUUUAAAUGCUGAUCGCAAAGAAGAUUGUCAACAAAUACUACCAAAUCGACGUGUUACUCUUGUUGAACUAGUUUACAAGCAAGCUGAAUUUUUAGAAGCAAACCGAAAUAUUAGGACCGACCAGAUGCUUGUCGCCACAUCUCAGCUAUGUCAUAUUGAUACACAGUUAGCUCAAAGCGUAUGGUUAUCUAUGUUUCCACGUAUUUGGAGUAUAUUCACUGAAGAUCAAAGGUGUAAUAUCACAAAAGAACUGAUUCCCUUUUUAUCGUCUGGAACUAACGUUAAUCAAAAAGACUGCCAUCCAAGUACAUUAAAUACUUUUGUAGAGAGUUUAACUAAAUGUGCGCCACCCAUAUAUAUUCCACCUAAUUUAUUAGCAUACCUAGGCAAAUCUCAUAACCUAUGGCAUAGAGCUAUACUUGUUUUAGAAGAUAUGGCCGUUAAUCAAUCAAUGCAAUCCAAGGAUAUUGAUGGCGGUGAAAAUCAAUUCUCUGACUUGGAUGUACAACAAUCAAAUAAUAUAUUUGAUUCACUUUCAAAAAUGUAUUCUUCGAUGCAUGAGGAAGAUCUUUGGGCUGGCCUAUGGCUUAAAUUUGCACACUACCCGGAAACAAAUAUAGCUGUUUCGUAUGAGCAAAUGGGAUUUUUCGAAGAAGCCCAAGGUGCCUAUGAUCUAGCAAUGACCAAAUUUAAACAAGAUCUAAGUAAUGGUGUAGUUAAUACAUAUGUUAAUAGUGAAUUAUUAUUGUGGGAAAAUCACUGGAUGCGAUGUGCUAAAGAAUUGAACCAAUGGGACAUUUUACUGGACUAUGCCCAAACUAAUAAGGACAAAAAUAUGUUUUUGAUUCUGGAAAGUUCGUGGCGCGUACCUGAUUGGAAUUUGAUGAAAAUCGCACUGGCUAAAACAGAACAAUGCUAUUUAAAACACUACGGCUUUAAAAUCAACCUUUACAAAGGGUAUUUGAGUAUUCUCCACCAAGAAGAAAGGCAAACAGGCAAUAUCGAACGAUAUGUUGAAAUUGCAUCCAGCUUAUGCAUUCGUGAAUGGCGUCGAUUGCCGAACAUAGUUUCACAUAUUCAUUUGCCAUAUCUUCAAGCAUCACAACAAAUUAUGGAGCUUCAUGAAGCAAGUCAAAUCCAUCAGGGACUUGCUCAAUCGCGCAACAAUUCACUUCACGAUAUGAAAGCUAUCGUGAAAACUUGGCGUAAUCGUUUACCUAUUAUUUCUGAUGACUUAUCGCAUUGGAGUGACAUAUUUACAUGGAGACAACAUCACUACCAAAUAAUAACACAACACCUAGAACAACAAUCGGAUCAAGGAAGUACAAUGCUAGGAGUUCACGCAUCAGCACAAGCUAUAAUUUCUUUUGGAAAAAUAGCUCGGAAACACAAUUUGACUGGUGUUUGUCAGGAGACGUUGUCCAGGAUAUAUACAAUUCCGUCUGUUCCUAUCGUGGAUUGUUUUCAGAAAAUUCGGCAGCAAGUAAAAUGCUACCUGCAAAUGCCCUCAACAUCUGGAAAAAAUGAAAUUAAUGAAGCCUUGGAAGUAAUUGAGUCCACGAAUUUAAAAUACUUCACUGGUGAAAUGAAUGCUGAAUUUUACGCUCUAAAGGGGCUAUUAUUAGCACAAAUUGGAAGAUCAGAAGAGGCUGGAAAAUCAUUUAGUGUUGCUGCUCAGCUUCAUGAUGGUCUUACCAAAGCCUGGGCAAUGUGGGGUGACUAUAUGGAACAAAUAUUUUUAAAAGAAAGGAAAAUCACAUUAGCCGUCGAUGCUUUAAUUUGUUAUUUACAAGCAAGCAGAAAUCAAAUUGAAAGCAAAACCCGAAAAUAUAUUGCAAAAGUUUUGUGGUUUCUGUCUUAUGAUAAUAAUACUAAAAUCCUCAUAAGCACUUUAGAAAAGCAUGUGGCAGGCAUUCCACCCUCUUAUUGGCUACCAUGGAUUCCUCAGUUGCUCUGUUGCUUAGAACAGUUCGAAGGGGAUGUUAUAUUAAAUCUCUUAAGCCAAAUUGGACGCCUUUAUCCUCAAGCGGUAUAUUUCCCGAUUCGGACUUUAUAUUUGACUUUAAAAAUCGAACAACGCGAAAAACAUAAAACUGCUGAACAGGCUGUAAAAAGUUCAUGCUCGAACAUCGAUGGAACUACUUUAAGCUUUGGAAGGGGAGCAAGUCACGGAAACAUUCCAUCAAUAAAUCCCAUUAAAGCAACUCCGCCCAUGUGGCGCUGCUCUAAGGUGAUGCAAUUACAGAGAGAAGUACAUCCAACAAUAUUAAGUUCAUUGGAAGGAAUUGUAGACCAAAUGGUUUGGUUUAGAGAAAGCUGGACAGAGGAAGUUCUUCGACAACUACGCCAAGGCCUAAUUAAAUGCUAUGCCAUAGCCUUUGAAAAAAGGGAUACUGUUCAACAUUCUACCAUAACACCUCACACGUUGCAUUUUGUCAAAAAGCUGGGUUCUACGUUUGGCAUUGGAAUAGAAAAUGUUCCGGGAUCAGUAACCUCCUCAAUUUCUAAUUCAGCAGCCUCGGAGUCUCUUGCUCGACGCGCCCAAGUUACUUUUCAAGAUCCAGUAUUUCAAAAAAUGAAGGAGCAAUUCACUAAUGACUUCGAUUUUUCAAAACCUGGUGCCAUGAAAUUGCACAACUUGAUAUCAAAAUUAAAAACAUGGAUAAAAGUCCUGGAGACUAAAGUUAAAAAAUUACCCACGUCCUUUUUGAUAGAAGACAAGUGUAGGUUUUUAUCAAACUUUAGUCAGAAGACAGCUGAGGUUGAACUUCCUGGAGAAUUGUUAAUUCCCUUAUCAUCUCAUUAUUAUGUAAGAAUCGCAAGAUUCAUGCCGCGUGUGGAAAUUGUACAAAAAAAUAACACAGCAGCGCGUAGGUUAUAUAUAAGAGGUACUAACGGGAAAAUCUAUCCGUACCUUGUAGUUCUUGAUUCAGGUUUGGGAGAUGCUCGCCGAGAGGAAAGAGUUUUGCAGUUAAAACGCAUGUUGAAUUACUAUUUAGAAAAACAAAAAGAGACAAGUCGAAGAUUUCUUAACAUAACGGUACCAAGGGUUGUCCCGAUAUCGCCCCAAAUGAGAUUGGCAGAAGAUAACCCAAACAGUAUUUCAUUGUUAAAAAUAUUUAAAAAAUGCUGUCAAAGUAUGCAGGUUGACUACGACAUGCCAAUAGUUAAGUAUUAUGACCGUCUUUCUGAAGUACAGGCAAGAGGCACUCCAACUACACAUACCCUAUUGAGAGAAAUAUUCUCUGAAAUUCAAUGGACUAUGGUCCCAAAAACAUUACUAAAGCAUUGGGCUUUGAAAACAUUCUUGGCGGCUACUGACUUUUGGCAUUUCCGAAAAAUGCUUACCCUGCAGUUGGCUUUGGCAUUUUUAUGCGAACACGCUUUGAAUCUUACUCGACUGAAUGCGGAUAUGAUGUACCUUCAUCAAGACUCAGGACUUAUGAACAUAUCUUAUUUUAAGUUUGAUGUAAAUGAUGAUAAGUGCCAGCUUAAUCAACACCGACCUGUACCAUUUCGCCUGACUCCGAAUGUUGGUGAAUUCAUAACACAUUUUGGAAUAACUGGACCUUUAUCUGCAGCAAUUGUGGCAACGGCUCGGUGUUUUAUUCAACCAAAUUACAAAUUAAGCUCAAUAUUACAAACCAUUUUAAGAGAUGAAAUAAUAGCCCUGCAAAAAAAAGGAUUCAGAGAAUGUAAACUAAUCGAAGGCUCUGAAGACCGUUAUUCCGAUGGAAAUUGUAUGGAGCACUCAGUAAACAUUGUGAAUUCAGCGGUGGAUAUCAUAAUGACGCGUUUUAAUAAAAUAUCUUAUUUUGAUAGCAUUGAAAAUAAGAAGAUUUCCGUGCUCGUUCAAUCGGCAACUAACAUUGAUAAUCUUUGUCGUAUGGAUCCUGCUUGGCAUCCCUGGCUAUAAUAUUGCAAAUGUUACUCUAAAAACCAAAUAAAAUGAUAUUUUGUAUUGCAGCCAUAUGUAUUUAAUUCAUAAGGCAGAUUCUCAA
Molecule: messenger RNA, 11515 nt
Organism: Drosophila melanogaster (fruit fly)
Lineage: Eukaryota; Metazoa; Arthropoda; Insecta; Diptera; Drosophilidae
Gene: Nipped-A
Product: Nipped-A
Cellular component (GO): cytoplasm; nucleus; chromosome
Source: RefSeq, marked reviewed